CCUACGCGUACUGUAGUGGGGUUUACAAGGACUCCAAUUCACUCCACUCCACCCCCAUCCACUCGACUUCACCCCACUGCAAUGUGUCUGUAUCUAAGCAGCCACCGCGCUACGACGGCCGGGGAAGGUGACUGGAAGUUCUGCCACCAAAAAAAAAAGGAUGAGAAAUGGAAUGGAAUGGACGGGAUGGUCCACCCCCCCGGCCCCACUGCGACUGUCUUCCAUCGCAUCGCAUCGCAUCGCAGGUCGGGCUCGGAGCCUAUCUAUCUGCUCGUAUUUGCCGUACCUUACGUUGGCCUCGCCCUCGCUCUCGCCUUGCUAGCCUUAAACCGUGGCUACGGAUCAAAAGUCCAUGCUAUGCCAUGGCGCAAAGAUGACAUGGACUUCCAAAUAGUCGCCGUCGCCCGUUACAAUCCCGAAGAAAUUUAGCAUCUUGCGGCUUUCCUCUCUGCCUUUUGCUUUUCUCCCUUUCCUCCUCUCUCGUCGCUUCUUCCUGUCGUCCUAUCCUGUUUCCCAUUUGCUUUCCCCGCAUGUUGUGCUGCUGCCAAAACUUGCAACAACAUGACACAACCGGGCCAAGAUCCCGAGGUUGAGUACAGACCCGAGGCCGCCACUGCCAGCGAUCCUGCAGCAGCUACACAAAAUACCAAUCAUGAAGAACCUCUCGACGUCGACGGCUACGAAAAGGAGUAUAUCGAGAUAAAGGCACAUGGCCAUGCUUCCGGCGAAAGUGGCGCGGAAAGCAGAUCAAAAGACUUGGACGAGAAAAGACCGCAUAUCGACAGGACGAAAAGCCAUGCGACAACAACCAGCGCUUUCUCAGAAACCGAGUCCCAAAUAGAUGGACCAGAGAAGAGGAGACCAUGGCACAAGAAGCUCAAUCCUUUGCGGUGGGGUCAAGUGCCACCAGUUCCAGAAACUCGGACUGUGUCGAGAGAAUAUACUGCCUCGUUCCUGAGCCAGGUCUAUUUCCAAUGGGUAGCGCCUAUCAUGUCGGUAGGUUUCUCCAGGACAUACGCAGAUAAUCAAGCUGAUAGCAAGCAGGUUGGCUACAAGCGGACACUAGAACAAAAUGACAUUUGGACAGUCAACCCCAAUCGAUCAGCAGAGGCCAUGACAUUGAAACUGCAGGCUUCAUUCAAAAAGCGAGUUAACAGAGGCGACAAAUAUCCUCUACUAUGGUCGAUGCACGAGACUUUUAAAUUCGAGUUUUGGUUUGGGGGCAUUUGUCAGUUCUUCUCGAACAUCCUCCAGGUUAUAUCCCCGUUUACACUUCGUUUCCUCAUUCAAUUUGCCCAGGAUGCAUAUGUUGCGCAACAGAGGGGCGACCCACCGCCGCACAUUGGAAAGGGCUUAGGUCUGGUUUUCGGAAUUACCAUCAUGCAAAUGAUUCAGAGUCUGGGCACCAACCAUUUCAUAUACCGUGGAAUGAUGGUCGGAGGACAAGCCAGAGGUGUACUCAUCUCGGUCAUCUUUGAGAAAGCUAUGAAUAUUUCUGGGCGUGCAAAGGCUGGCGGGAAAGAGGUCAAAACUGGGCCAGACACCGAGAAUGAAAAGCAGACCAAGAACGAUGUGAAGGCCAAGGCAGAUGCGAAAAAAGGAUCGCCCAAGCAACCGACGGAUACAACUCGAGGAGUAGCUGGGGACGGGACCGGUUGGGCGAACGGAAGAGUUGUGAACUUGAUGUCUGUCGACACUUAUCGAAUCGACCAGGCUUCAGGCCUUUUCCACUUGAUAUGGACCGCCCCUAUCUCAUGUAUAAUCACGUUGAUACUACUUCUGGUCAAUUUGACUUACAGUGCUCUGGCUGGUUUCUCUUUGCUCGUUAUCGGCUUGCCCGUCCUAACGAAGGUCGUAAAAAUUCUCUUCGCGAGGCGUAAGAAAAUCAACAAAGUUACAGAUCAGAGAGUCAGCCUUACCCAAGAAAUUUUACAGUCUGUGAGAUUUGUAAAAUUCUUUGGCUGGGAAAGUGCUUUCCUGAAAAGACUUCAGAACAUUCGUGAUCAAGAGAUAAAGAUGAUUCAAAUUCUUCUUGCAAUCAGAAACGCGAUCAACGCCGUCUCUAUGUCACUUCCAGUCUUUUCAUCUAUGCUUGCAUUCAUCACAUACUCCCUGACGAGUCACGAUCUUGCGCCUGCACGAAUUUUCUCAUCGCUGGCCCUCUUCAACUCUCUUCGCCUGCCACUAAAUCUACUUCCGUUGGUCAUUGGUCAGGUCACAGACGCUUGGUCCUCGAUCAUUCGUAUUCAGGAGUACCUCUUGAGUGAAGAUCAGGACGAGAACACAAAGUUCGAUGCAGGCGCCGAAAUGGCUGUUGAGCUGAAGAACGCAGAUUUUACUUGGGAAAGAACAGUAACGCAGGAUCCAGACCAUGCUGUUCCCGUUGGGAGAAGCAAGGCAGUUAUCAAGGCCGACAAGAAGGCCAAAAAGGUAUCCGAUAAAGCUGAAAAGGAAGCUGCAAAGCUAGCAUCAACUAAGAACGACUUAUCUGGCGUAACGACGCCUGAUGACACAAGUACUCUGGCUGGGGAUAGCGAGCCGUUCAAGUUACAAAACAUGUCAUUUUCAAUCGGACGAAAUGAGUUGGUUGCUGUCAUUGGCGGGGUUGGAAGUGGAAAGAGUUCAUUGCUUGCCGCUCUCGCGGGUGAUAUGCGAAUGACAAAUAAGGGCAGGGGCGAGAUAAUGAUCGGAGCAAGCAGGGCAUUUUGUCCACAGUACGCCUGGAUUCAAAAUGCAAGUGUGAAGGAAAACAUUCUGUUUGGUAGAGAAAUGGACAAGGAAUGGUAUCAGAAGGUCAUCAAGGCGUGUGCUCUUGAACCAGAUUUGGAGAUGCUUCCCCAAGGAGAUGCUACCGAGAUUGGGGAACGCGGAAUUACAGUUUCUGGUGGACAGAAGCAACGUCUCAACAUCGCUCGGGCGAUCUAUUUUGAUGCCGAUCUGAUACUCAUGGAUGACCCUCUAUCAGCUGUAGACGCCCAUGUUGGUCGUCACAUUUUCGAUAACGCGAUUUUGGGACUGCUGAAAGACAAGGCCAGGAUCCUGGCAACACAUCAGCUUUGGGUUCUUAAUCGUUGCGAUCGUAUUAUCUGGAUGGAGGAUGGCAGAAUUCAAGCAGUUGAUACUUUCGACAAUCUCAUGAGAGAUCAUGCCGGAUUCCAGCUUCUUAUGGAAACCACGGCUGUCGAGGAAAAGCAUGAUGACGAAGAUCAUGUCAACGAGGAUGAAAUUGAGGGUGAAAAGAAGGUCUUUAAGAAGAAGCGCAAGGGUGCCACGUUAAUGCAGGCCGAGGAACGAGCUGUCAAGAGCGUUCCUUGGUCAGUGUAUUUUGACUACAUGCGCGCUGGCAACAUCAUCAAUACUCCAUUGGUAUUCAUAUUCCUGUUGGCGUCCCAGGGAGCAAACAUCUCGACCAGUCUUUGGCUUUCGUGGUGGACAAGCAAUAAAUUUGGCUACUCGAAAGGAGUUUACAUUGGGGUAUAUGCCGCUCUCGGAUUUUCACAGGCUCUGACGAUGUUCCUCUUCUCUGUCUUCCUCACAUUCAUGGGUACCAAUGCCAGUAAGACAAUGUUGAACAGAGCGAUCACACGCGCACUUCGAGCGCCGAUGUCUUUCUUCGAUACAACUCCUCUAGGCCGGAUCACGAAUCGGUUUUCACGAGAUGUGGACGUUAUGGACAAUAACUUGUCAGAUGCUAUGAGAAUGUAUCUAUUGACCAUGGCUAUGAUUCUUUCCGUCUUCGGUUUGAUCAUCGCUUACUUUCACUACUUCGCCAUUGCCCUUGGACCUCUGUUUCUCAUGUUCAUCUUCUCCGCUGCAUACUACCGUGCGUCGGCUCGAGAGAUGAAGCGAUUCGAAUCAGUCCUGCGUUCCACCGUUUUCGCCAAAUUUAGCGAGGGCCUUUCCGGCACUGCUUGUAUCCGCGCGUAUGGAUUGAAAGGCGUAUUCGUCAAGAACCUUCGAGACGCAAUUGAUGAGAUGAACAGUGCAUAUUAUCUCACUUUUGCAAACCAGCGUUGGCUAUCUACACGGCUAGACGUUAUUGGAAAUUUACUCGUGUUUGUGACUGGCCUUUUGGUUGUUACAUCUCGUUUCAAUGUAAAUCCAUCGAUUGGUGGAUUGGUUCUCAGUUAUAUCCUCGCGAUUGUUCAGAUGAUUCAAUUUACAGUUCGACAGUUAGCAGAGGUGGAGAACGGAAUGAACGCCACGGAGCGUCUUCACUACUACGGAACUCAGCUGGAAGAGGAAGCGCCGCUUCAUACAGUCGAAGUACGGAAGUCUUGGCCAGAAUCUGGUGAGAUCAUCUUCAACAAUGUCCAAAUGAGAUAUCGAGAGAAUUUGCCACUGGUUCUGUCUGGCCUCAGCAUGCAUGUUAGAGGUGGCGAACGGAUUGGUGUUGUUGGGCGCACUGGAGCUGGCAAAUCUAGUAUCAUGUCGACACUCUUCCGUCUCGUCGAACUUUCCGGAGGUUCUAUUACAAUCGACGGGCUGGAUAUAAGCACAAUUGGACUCCAGGACUUACGAUCUCGCUUGGCUAUCAUACCUCAAGACCCAACACUGUUCAAGGGAACUAUUCGCAGUAAUCUUGAUCCAUUCAACGAGCACACUGACUUAGCACUCUGGAGCGCUCUUCGCCAGUCUGACCUGAUAUCGGAAGAGGCAAGCCUAGAUGAUAAGUCCCCUGGUCGCAUCCACCUUGACGGCAUCGUGGAAGACGAGGGCCUCAAUUUCUCAUUAGGCCAAAGACAACUUAUGGCACUGGCACGAGCUCUGGUACGAGGCUCACAAAUCAUCGUCUGUGAUGAGGCAACAUCGUCCGUAGAUAUGGAAACAGACGAGAAGAUCCAGCGCACGAUCGCCACGGGAUUCCGAGGCAAAACACUACUUUGCAUCGCUCACAGACUCAAGACAAUCAUCAACUAUGAUCGCAUUUGCGUUAUGGAUCAGGGCACAAUUGCAGAGUUGGAUACGCCGUAUGCUUUGUAUGAACAAGGAGGCAUUUUCAGGAGCAUGUGUGAAAGAAGUGGUAUUAGGAAAGAGGAUUUUGGGGUUUGGGUAAAGGAAUAGUUACUUUCCGGGGGGCGUUCGUGGAAUCGGCAGGAAACAUGUAUUUCGUGCAUUGCGAGGCGUUGUGUUUUGGGUAUUACUAAUGAGAUUGAUGGAAACAGCCUGGAAACAAAUACAUAUGUCAUUUCAGUGAACGAUGAAAUGCGAGAUAAUUCGUCCGGGUGUGGCUUGCUUAAGGUAGUUGACUCUUGAAUUCCCUGCUGGUUGAUAAUUCAAGAAGUCCUGGUUCUAUCAGGUCCAACCCCUGGUCACUUAUACUGAGGUCUUGGCUGCGAAGUAAACCAGCGUGGAUGAUGUGAAAGAAUUUCGAAUUACGGGAAUUCUAAAGAGAUUGGGCAUUGUAAUGGUUUGGUGCUUUGUAAACAAAGCAAUCCCACAUCAGAAGCAUCUAGCUCUAGGCCAGCGCUGGAUAGGUAUGGAAGUUUUAAAAUUGGUGGAAAUGGCAUCGUAAGCAUAUGAGAGAAGACCCGUGUUGCGAACAGUGCUGAGGAAGAGACCAAGGAAGAAGUAGUGAGUAGUUCAGUAGAUUGGCGAGAAUUAGGUGCAAAAAUUGAGGCGAGUUAUACGAAGC
Messenger RNA from Cadophora gregata, 5635 nucleotides. RefSeq lists its product as uncharacterized. Gene Ontology annotation, cellular component: membrane. Bases 562 to 5064 code for a protein of 1500 amino acids. The transcript is spliced from 5 exons. Gene Ontology annotation, molecular function: ATP binding; ATP hydrolysis activity; ABC-type transporter activity. Gene Ontology annotation, biological process: transmembrane transport. NCBI's taxonomy places the organism in Eukaryota, Fungi, Ascomycota, Leotiomycetes, Helotiales, Ploettnerulaceae. The record is from RefSeq and is a predicted model, not a curated record.